AUGAGGUUUUCUUCUAGCUCAAAACCCAUAUCAAGUCCAGGCAGGACAGAGAAAUUCCCACCUCCAUUAAUGAGGUUUUUGCGAAGCAAUGUUGGAAGCCGAAGUAGCAGAAGAAGAACAAGAAAACCACCAUUGUUUAUGCGUCGAAAGAAAGCUCUUACUUCUUCUUCCGCCAUUGAAAUAACUCAAGAACCUUCUUCACCCAAGGUUACUUGCAUGGGUCAAGUUAGGGUCAUAAGGUCUAAGAGUAAGAAUAGAAGUUCAACUUCUCAAUACCCCAACAAAAAACCUAGCAAAAAUAAUAAUAACAAGAAGAAUAAUAAGGAUACUAAUCAGAGUUGUUAUUGUUUUCGAAAACCGGGUUUUUGUAAAUGGAAUUUAUGCAAGCCGAAGUUUCCGAAAUGGGUUUCGUUUUUCAAUUGUAGGAGUGUUAAGGUGCGGACGGAUUCAUCCAAGUUCGGGUCAAAACGGUUCGAGCAAGAGGAGGGUAAUGCUGCUGUUGAGCUUGACGAAAGGAGGGAAAGACAAAAAUCAAUUUCGAUUGAGGAGAUAACAACGACGACGAUGACCGAAACAACAAUACCACCAAAAAAUGCGUUGUUGUUGACAAGGUGCAGAUCUGCGCCAUACAGAACUUCGUCAUUAGCGUGUCGUUUUUGGGGGUCGCCGUUAAGAGGAGAGUCAGAAGACACAGAAACAGAAAUAGAAAACAGAGUUUCGGGAAUUGAAGUGAGCAGAGAUUCGACUUCGUCACAAUCGAGGGGAGAUCGAGACAAUAACACUGAAAGAAGACCAAGUUUAAAAAGAGAGGUCGAAAUUUGUGCCAUCGUUCAACAUCAGGGUGUUACCACACCUCAUACUAAUAAUGAGUCCGUAAUUGAUAUAUUCAACAAAACAUUACCAAAAUAUGAAAAACACGAUGGAGUCGAAGCUGUUGCGAAAGCAUUGAUGCUAAUGAGAUGCAAGUCAGAACCAGCUAGAAGAGAUUCGGGAGAACUUGAUCCAUUAAGCUCUGAAUUUUGGAGACAUCGAAGGUCGGGUAAUAUUGAAUCUAGUACAAUACAUUCACAUGCAGCAGAUUGA
This is a messenger RNA of Chenopodium quinoa (quinoa), 1083 nucleotides long. RefSeq lists its product as uncharacterized. Bases 1 to 1083 code for a protein of 360 amino acids. The record is from RefSeq and is a predicted model, not a curated record. The transcript has a single exon. Lineage: Eukaryota; Viridiplantae; Streptophyta; Magnoliopsida; Caryophyllales; Amaranthaceae.